Messenger RNA from Balaenoptera musculus (blue whale), 1347 nucleotides. RefSeq names its product ADP ribosylation factor like GTPase 3 (gene ARL3). Gene Ontology annotation, molecular function: GTPase activity; GTP binding. Gene Ontology annotation, biological process: cilium assembly. NCBI's taxonomy places the organism in Eukaryota, Metazoa, Chordata, Mammalia, Artiodactyla, Balaenopteridae. The coding region runs from base 135 to 683 and encodes 182 amino acids. The transcript is spliced from 6 exons. Gene Ontology annotation, cellular component: cytoplasm; microtubule cytoskeleton. The record is from RefSeq and is a predicted model, not a curated record.
CGCCCCGUUCCUCUGCUUUGCUCCUGCGCUGUGCGUACGGGGGACGUCGGGGGCGGUGCCGCAGGAGUUGCCCCUGGUAACGGGGGAGGCAGGAGGAGGAGGAGGAGGAGGAGGAGGAGGGACUCGGCGGGAGGAUGGGCUUACUCUCAAUCUUGCGCAAAUUGAAAAGUGCACCAGACCAGGAGGUGAGAAUCCUUCUCCUGGGCUUGGAUAAUGCUGGUAAGACCACUCUUCUGAAGCAGCUGGCAUCUGAAGACAUCAGCCACAUCACACCUACACAGGGUUUUAACAUCAAAAGUGUACAAUCACAAGGUUUUAAACUGAAUGUAUGGGACAUUGGUGGCCAGAGGAAAAUCAGACCAUACUGGAGGAAUUAUUUUGAAAACACUGAUAUUCUCAUAUAUGUAAUUGACAGCGCAGACAGAAAAAGAUUUGAAGAGACGGGUCAGGAACUAGCUGAAUUACUGGAAGAAGAAAAGCUAAGUUGUGUGCCAGUGCUCAUCUUUGCUAAUAAGCAGGAUCUGCUCACAGCAGCCCCUGCCUCUGAAAUUGCAGAAGGACUGAACCUGCACACCAUCCGCGACCGAGUCUGGCAGAUCCAGUCUUGCUCGGCUCUCACGGGAGAGGGCGUUCAGGACGGCAUGAACUGGGUCUGCAAAAACGUCAAUGCAAAGAAGAAAUAAAAUCUUGACGAAUGGAGACGCAGGAGCUGAGGGAGCUGAAUUCUGUCCUGAAAAACACUAAUUUGCUGCUUUCUGACCAAAUGUUUUUCCAUCUGUGUACAGCUACAGCUGUGUGAAGAGAGGGAACAACACAGUUUAAAAAGAAUCCCCAUUCCAGCAGUAGAUUUAACAUGAUCUCUGAGGUUCAGUAUCAUUUUUCAAAUAAAGGAAUUAUAUUAUUUCCUCUGCAUAAUUGAAAUAGUAUUAAAUGUCUCAAAGCACAUGAUUAGAAAAUGAGAUCUUUUAAAUGAGCAAGAGAUUGCAUUGCAGUUUAGGCAAUUCCAGUGGGCUUUUUUCUUUCAAAAAAAAAAAGGGGGGGGUGGUGCUGGGGAGAGGAAGAGGAAGAAGCAGCUUAGGCUGCGAUCAUUCAUUUCCUGACCUGUCCUUACAUUCCCCCAUGGUGUUGAAACUAAGACAGUGUUUGAUGGUGCUGGUCAGUGAUUUUUACCAUCAUCCACUGAGCCAGGGUUGCAGCCUGUCUGGGUGGGAAGCUGCUGGGCUUGGGGGCGGGGGGCGGAACGUGAAUAGCAGAUGAUUAAACCAUCUUGUCAUGCAGGUAGGAGACUGUAUGUAAUCCUCACCCUUUGGAAAGGAAAAAAAAGGCUUUCUUGCAAACAACUCACCA